GUUGAACUCUCUCGCUCUCUCUUUCUCUCUGUGUAGAAGCUUGGCUAUGGAAGAAGAAGCUGCAAAAGAAGAGACCCAACUAGUCUUGAAAGUAUUAGAAGCUUUAAAACAAGCUUCACACGAGUUACAAGCCAACCCGAGUACGCACUCGGCCGAGUCCGACUCGGCUUCCGCCAUUAAAGCCCUUCUGGAGCUGGAGACCGAGUCAAACUCAAUUCUCUCCAACGACCCACAUCUCUCAAAUCUCUCCAAGCACCUCACCAACCUCAAAACCCUCAUAGACACCCUCCAAAAAUCAGGGUCUAGGCAUGGUAUUCGAUCUUUCUUGUCUCGCCGAGUCAGAACCCACGAGAUCUCCCGAGUCGCCGGAUCAAUCGAGUCAGAAAUCCAAGCUUGGAUCGAUCGGGAGACUAUGGUUAACCUCACCAGAGCCUUACAACAGUUUCUCUCUCCCGCGAUUCCUUUAUCAUCUUCGGAAGAAGACAAGUUUCUGGACAUAAUAGAUCAGUUCAGAAACAGGCUAGCUCAGGGAUUCUCUUCUGAGCUGCAAGAUUUGAUACUCAAGUCUAAGGUGUUUUCAGACCUCGAAUCAGUUCUCUGCGGAGUCAAUUUCUCGAAAAGGGUUCGAGAAAAAUCAGCUUACGCCAUCGCAGACUUGAUAAAGUUCAACAAAGAUGUUUUCGUAGGCCAAGUUUUGAUGGGUCAAACAGUCCGAGCUCUGAUAUCAAUGGGUUCCAUGGCGUCCUUAGAAGUCGUAUGCUCCCUAAUCAAGUUGAUUAAGAGUCCUUUGGUGGAUGAUUUAGAGGCAAAUGGUGAAAUCCAGAAGAUCAUUAGUUUCUUAAGCCUUGAUGAUCUGUUGAUGAAAAUGACGGCCAUGGAUUGUGUGCUUGAAAUUGGGUAUUUUGGGAGGAAAGAGGCGAUAGAAUCGAUGAUUAACGCGGGUUUGAUCAAGAAACUGGUGGAGUUACAGAGAUCAGAACUGGGUGGUGAUUUGAUUGAUUUGGGGAAGUUUGAUGAGGAGAGAGAGAAGAAAGGUGUGGAAGUGGAUGAGUUUGAGAGAAACGGGAUGGGGAGGAGAGAGAAUAGAGAGAGAAGGUUCUUGGAGAGCCACCCAUUUGCGAGCUGUGUUGCGAGGUUUGCAGUGCAGCUUGAGGUUGGAGAAGGGUUGAGACAGAGAGAGAAGAGAGCAUUCAAGCAGGAGAUAUUGAAGAGAGUAAGGGAGGCCUCUGUUUCUGAUGCCGAGGCUGCCACCAUUGUUGCUGAGGUUCUUUGGGGUUCUUCACCUUAAAAAAAGUUCCAACAUAAACAAAGUUUUAUUUUGUUCAAUUUAGAUGAUUUUUGUGAAUACGUUUGUUUGUGAUUGUGGUGUGCCUGUCUAUGUUGUAAAGAAAUUGUUUAAUAAAAUGAUUCCAUUGAUUACAA
Molecule: messenger RNA, 1422 nt
Organism: Ilex paraguariensis (yerba mate)
Lineage: Eukaryota; Viridiplantae; Streptophyta; Magnoliopsida; Aquifoliales; Aquifoliaceae
Source: the annotation of a GenBank genome assembly